UUCCCCACGAAGAGCCUCAUAUGGUGUUUGUUGGUGACGUCGGUUGCUUAGAAACAUAAACAUCCUGUUCCUCGUCAAAGCCUGGGACUUCUUUACAAGUUAUUCACUAGUUUAGUUUUUACUUUGCGCACAUUUUAUGCACGGCGUCGUGACUAUACGGCGUAAAGCCACGUCAGACAAAUCAAAAAUGCCUUCAAGAGACCAACUCUUCUUGUACGUUAUUUAUUUUGGCCUUUAUUCAUCACCUGCCACAACAUUAGUAGUCUGAAGCCCUCUGAUUAGCCCCAAACCAGCUGGGAUAGGUCACAGGUCACCCGCGACUCCAGACAGGAUAAGAAGGAGGAAAUGAAGUCGUAGGAACUGAAGAGAGAGAGUGCAACUAAGUUGUGCUGUACCGGACUGAAAGAACAAAAUGAUUUGGAGACCAUAUGUAAUUCUGCCUAAUACAUCAGAGCAUAUCAUAACAAUCCCGGGAUCCAAGGAAGCACAGCAAUGACAUCAGAGCACACUGCUUCAUCACUUAGCGGGAAAUACAUCAGACAUGGCCGGUCCUGUAAUCAGGAGUUGGUGGAAUUCCUACCAGUUGCACAAAUUGGACGACAAAAACUCCAACAGAGAGGAGGACAAGGAGGAUGUGACAGUGAAAAGGCAGUUAUCCAUAAGUCAGACACUGCGAACCAGACAACUACGCAUAAACUUUGAUGAAGGACGUCCAGUUUUGAGUCUAAGAGCGCCGCUGGAUCUGGUUCAUUUCCCACCUGUCUCCUCCCCUCGUUGGCCCAUAGAGUGUGAGGUCAUCAGCAAUGCCAUCCAUCACAUUGAGUGGGAGCCUCCAAGGCCCGAGCCUUUCUACCACCCUAAAGGUCAUGAGCGGAUACCACUUGCAUCUUUCGAGGAGGACAGACGAGUGGUCUAUUGUAAUGACCAUGGGAGUAAGUACUUCACAUGCUCUCGUGUUGGAGGUUUGAGGGUGUCCGAGAGCAGGGCCUCUUUCAAUGACUUCAAACAACCGCAACUCUGUCUUGAGUUCGAGUCACGAUUUGAGAGUGGAAACCUUCAGAAGGCUGUGCAAGUCGGUCCCUUCAACUACGAGCUCACCCUGCGCGCAGAUCUGUACACUAACAAGCACACGCAGUGGUUUUACUUCAGAGUAAGAAAAAUGAUAGCCGGGGUGACCUACCGCUUCACCAUUGUCAACUUCAUGAAGCGCCGCAGCCUUUACUCCCAGGGCAUGAGGCCGCUGCUGUACUCUGAGAGAUCUGCUGAGGAGAGCGCUGUUGGAUGGCAACGUACUGGCUCCAACAUCGCAUACUACCGCAGUCAGAAUCGAAAGGACAGCAAUGAGUCAAAGAGUCUGUACUCCCUCACGUGGACUUUCCAGUUCCCUUACGAAGCUGACACCUGCUAUGUGGCCCAUUGUUACCCCUACACAUAUUCACACCUGCAUCGCUACCUUAGGAAUGUUUCCUCCAACCCAACAGUAGCAACAUACUGCAAAGUGCGGGUGCUGUGCCACAGUCUUGCUGGAAAUGCAGUCUACGUGCUGACAGUGACGUCACGAGCGGGCGGUAAGGUAAAGGACAUCAACAAGAAAGCUGUGGUGGUGACGGCCCGCGUGCACCCUGGGGAAACCAACGGCUCCUGGAUGAUGGAGGGGUUCCUCGACUUCCUGCUCGGGGACUCGGCUGAUGCUCAGCUUCUGAGGGACACUUUUGUUUUUAAGGUGGUGCCAAUGCUGAACCCAGACGGUGUGGUGGUUGGCAACUACCGCUGCUCUCUGGCAGGCAUGGAUCUCAACAGGAAUUACAAGACGGUGCUCAGGGACUCCUUUCCAUGCGUAUGGCAUACCCGAAACAUGGUGGAAAAACUAAUGAACCAGACAGAUAUCGUUCUUUAUUGUGACUUUCAUGGCCACAACCGUAAAAACAAUGUCUUCAUGUACGGCUGUAACAACCAAGAGGAUGCUUCAAUGAGGCUUCAUGAGAGAGUUUUCCCGAUGAUGAUGAGCAAGAAUGCCAGCAACAAGUUCUGUUUCAAGAGCUGUAAAUUCCAGGUUCAGAAGAGCAAAGAGGGAACCGGUCGAAUCGCCAUGUGGCGACUUGGCAUCAAAAACAGUUACACUAUGGAGGCCACGUUUGGAGGCUCUACACUCGGUGACCGCAAAGGAACACAUUUUACCACUCAAGACCUCAAGUCUCUGGGCUUUUACUUUUGUGACACCUUGCUUGACUAUUGUGAUCCAGAGCCAAGUAAGAUGACUUACUGUCUGACAGAACUGACAGCGAUGCUGAAAAAAGAAGCCCGAGAACGUCUGGGAGAAGAAAUAGACACGGACGUCCUGAUCUCUGAUUUUGAAUCUGGCACCAGUGGUUCUGAUAGUUCUGAUUCUGAAGAACUUCCAGUUCAUUUGCUGAAGCAGUCACAAACUGUUCAUGCAGAGCAAACUUCUGUGAAGCAUAAACAGAAAAUGAGCCAUAAAGAAAGAAACAGGCUAAAGUCUAACGUGCAACAAAAAGACCUUCCUUUAAAUACUGAGUCAGACCUUCAGCAGGAGGAGAAUGCAGGUAAAGAGAGCACCCAGGAAAGGCCACCGAGAAGACACAUUAGAAAAUGGCAGAUAAAUACCACACUCAGGAAAAGUGUAAUCCCUGCAGCAAAUACCAAUCAUGGAGACGUCAGUCAUGUGACCCUUUGGCAAGGGUGUGAGCCUGUCAAGGGCGAUUGUCGAGAAGACACAAAGACAGCAGCCAACAUGCAUCGCUACGAGAGGGCAUGUCCAAAUAUCAACACCAUUGUAGCUCUGUCACCUCACCCAGGUUCAGACCAACAAAGGGACACAGCACAAUGGAGAUACUCAUCACAGCUGCUGCACCUAAGUGCUCUCUUUCCAAACACUCAAAAAUGUAGUCACCCCAGCCAGCAGCAUAAUGGUCAACAGCAACUGCUUCACUUCAGUGCUCUUUUUCCAAACCUUCAACAAUGUAGUCAACCAAACCAGCAGCAUCAUAGUCAGCAGCAGCAGCAUUGCAACUCUCAGCUAUCACCAGACCGUGCAGAAACUGACAGGCAUCUGCUGUCAAGCAUCACCAUUGAUCAUUUCACUGGCCACCCUGUUUACAGAGCGACAAAUUCCUUUCGUGGCCAAAAUCGUUACUAUGUCCACCGGGAUUUGCCCCCUGUACAUGCAGACACAUCCAACACAAAAUGGCGAGAUAAGAGAGAGGCAGGAGAUGUUGGAGAAGUUGGAUUGCUGAAACUUCUUCCAUUUCGAAAGCGGAAUCGUGAAAACCUCAUCUUGGAAAUUUCUCGGAGAAAAGCAAUGUCCUACUCUAAUGUAUUAGGUCCUGUACUAGGGUGCACAGACCUCAGAGGAAACAGACUGUGGAAUGGAGCUUUAGAAGGGAAGGAAACAAAAGGUGUUUUACCCCCUGUGACAAAGUAAUCCACGCCCACAAAGUUAAACAACAGGUGAGCUUGAGGCUGAGGAUCUCUUAUUUCCUCACUUUCAAAGAAAAUGUCUAAAAAGGUACCCAUUCAGAGGAGCCAGUUGCCAGAAUAUCCCAGUCUGCUCUUAUGUAGAGUACAUUGCUUACUGGGAUAAUGGACAUUCACAUGGAUGGAUGUUUACAGGAGGAUCCCACUCAAUGACAUCAUGAUGUCUGAUAAGAGUUUUCAAACUUUCCUGGAUCUAACAUGAAAUACUGACACUUUUCUUUUUGCAGUAUCCAUUUAUAAUGUUUUUAUUAUUUACAAAUGUACACAAAACCAUAUCACAAUUGCAGGUGAAAUAU
Molecule: messenger RNA, 3791 nt
Organism: Nerophis lumbriciformis (worm pipefish)
Lineage: Eukaryota; Metazoa; Chordata; Actinopteri; Syngnathiformes; Syngnathidae
Gene: agbl2
Product: AGBL carboxypeptidase 2
Biological process (GO): proteolysis
Molecular function (GO): zinc ion binding; metallocarboxypeptidase activity
Source: RefSeq, a predicted model, not a curated record